Molecule: messenger RNA, 1705 nt
Organism: Nicrophorus vespilloides
Lineage: Eukaryota; Metazoa; Arthropoda; Insecta; Coleoptera; Silphidae
Product: lysine-specific demethylase 8-like
Exons: 3
Coding region: 252-1472 (406 amino acids)
Cellular component (GO): nucleus
Molecular function (GO): histone H3K36 demethylase activity
Source: RefSeq, a predicted model, not a curated record
AUAUUUCGAGACAAAACAAAUGAAUCAUCGAUAUAGAAUGUUAGCUCGAAUAACUGUCUGAUACAUAUAAGUAUAAUUUCAUAAUGUUUACACUCUUAUGUUGAUGUUUUCGUGUUGGAACAAGCGAAUUAAUUAUGCACCUGGAGAGGAGUCUAACCUAGCGAGGUAAACAACGGAAAUGCACAAAUUUAUAACCUGAAAGUUUCGUUUUGUGCAAUUGCGAGCUAAUUAUUUAAAUCGGUUCGUCUCCAAUGGAUAUACAUCAAACAUUAAGGAGUUAUGUAAACGAUAAACAGGAAAUAUACGAUGUUCUGAAGGACUUCCAUUGUCAUCUGGAGGAAUUGUACAAGGAAUGCUGCGAUUCGGUGUUCGGAGCCCCCAGCAAACCCUGCGACGAUUCAUCCAUAUACAAGAUCGAUCUCAUCGUAACACAUCUGCACGAACAUUUGAACGUGGGCAAAUGGAGCGAAGUACCGGAAAACAAGAGGAAAGCCUUCUCCGCUGCGAGUUUCAUUAAAUGCUCGCUUCUCCUGCAGCAAUCAAAAGAAAACGUGAAGCAAGCCCUGGAAUGCAUUGACAAAGGUUUCCUGCUGGGCAUUCCUCUGAAAGAGAACAGCAAUCUCCUGACGCAAUGCGCCAGUUAUCUGAAUGAUGAUCUGGAGAAGUCCAACAAAAAGGAGUUGACUGAAAGUGAAGAAGUCCCAUGCAAACGGGUCAAGUAUGAGAAUGACUUCUGGAACAUAGAUGCUAAUACGAUAAGUGUAAUCAAAGUUCCCACAUUGGAGGAGUUCUACAAGAAUUACUUCUUGAAGGAGAUCCCUGUUAUAAUGCAAGGUUGCAUGUGCCAUUGGCCUGCAUGCAGCAAAUGGCUGAACCUGAAAUACUUGCUGAAGAUUGCAGGCGGUAGGACCGUUCCCAUCGAAAUAGGAUCCUCCUACUCCGAUACGAAUUUCUCGCAGAAGCUUAUGACGCUAAAAGAAUUCGUCGACGAGUACUAUUUAAAGACGUCCAAAGAUAUCGGGUAUUUGGCGCAGCACGAUCUUCUCAAUCAAGUACCGGAAUUGAAGGAAGAUAUCUGCAUACCGGAGUACUGCUGCACGAGCAGAAAUUUCGAUGACGACAAUCUUUUUGAGCCUGAAAUAAACGCGUGGUUUGGACCCGAAGGAACCGUGUCUUCCUUGCACCAAGACCCCAAAGACAACUUUUUGUGCCAAGUUUUCGGAACGAAGCAGGUGAUCCUGUUCGCGCCUACGGACAACAACUUUCUGUAUCCGCACGAGGAAACGUUCCUGAGCAACACGGCUCAGGUCGAUCCGCUGAAGCCUGACCUGGACCAAUUCCCUGACUUCGCCAAAGCGACAAUGUACAAAUGCCUUUUGAAUCCGCAGGAAAUGCUGUAUAUUCCACCAAAAUGGUGGCACCACGUCACCGCCAUCGAGAAAAGCUUUUCCGUGAACUUUUGGUGGCAAUGAUUUGAUUGAAAAAAAGAUACGCCCCCACUGUACUUAAGAUCAUAUAUCAUAAUCAAUGCAGAUAAGCUGUACAAAUUCGUAUGUAUAAAAAAGAAACGAUUAUCUAUGAAGUGUGUAUUAUAUUUCAGAUAAAUACGGUAUCAUAAGUUAGCACAUUGCGUGAUAUAUAAAUAUAAUACUUCAUUUUAAAUAUAUAAAGACUUUUGUAAACAUAUUUUCUAAGAUAAAGCAAU